This is a messenger RNA of Parasteatoda tepidariorum (common house spider), 1967 nucleotides long. RefSeq names its product Lysyl-tRNA synthetase (gene LysRS). Gene Ontology annotation, biological process: lysyl-tRNA aminoacylation. Gene Ontology annotation, molecular function: lysine-tRNA ligase activity; ATP binding; tRNA binding. Lineage: Eukaryota; Metazoa; Arthropoda; Arachnida; Araneae; Theridiidae. The record is from RefSeq and is a predicted model, not a curated record. Gene Ontology annotation, cellular component: mitochondrion; cytoplasm; aminoacyl-tRNA synthetase multienzyme complex.
AUAAGUUAACUGUUACUGUGGGUUUCUUUCUGUUCAUGGCAUGCCGCGUAUUAUUGUUAUUAUUUCCAUAUCGUCAGUCUAACUUGCUUAGUUUACACAAAUUAAAGCAUCUAAUACAGGUCAAUUCCUCCAUUAUGUCAACCUCAACUUCUUUGUCCAAAAAUGAACUCAAACGUCAGCUUAAAGCUGAAAAAAAAGCUAAGGAAAAAUCCGAAAAGGAGAAAUUGCAAGCUCAACAGCCGGCUGCCGAAAAAAAGGAUGCAGUAGCUAAACAAGAAGAUCCUACUGAUGCGGCAGAAUAUUUUAAGAUACGUCUUCAAGCUAUUGAAGAUUUAAAAGCAGCUGGAAAAUCUCCAUACCCACACAAAUUCCAUGUUUCAAUGUCUUUAACUGAUUUUGUUGAUCAAUAUAACAAUCUUAAUCCUGCCGAGAUAUUAAAAGAUGUGAAUGUGUCGGUUGCUGGCCGCGUGCAUGCUAAAAGAGAAUCCGGAGCUAAGUUGCUUUUCUACGAUCUUAGAGGAGAAGGAACCAAGAUUCAAGUAAUGGCUCAUGUUGCACAUUACCCUUCUGAAGAGGAAUUUCUUGAAAUCAAUGGUAGAAUUCGAAGAGGAGAUAUCAUUGGCUGUGUUGGACAUCCUGGCAAAACUAAAAUGGGAGAGCUGAGCAUAAUACCAACCCGAUUAGAGAUCCUAUCACCCUGUCUCCACAUGCUCCCUCAUCUUCAUUACGGACUUAAAGAUAAAGAGACGCGUUUUCGGCAGAGAUAUUUAGAUUUGAUUCUUAAUGAUUCUGUCCGCCAACGAUUCACAUUUAGAGCUAAAGCCACUAACUAUAUCCGUGCCUUCUUCGAUGGACUAGGGUUCCUCGAGGUGGAAACACCAAUGAUGAAUAUGAUAGCUGGUGGAGCAACUGCCAAACCAUUCAUAACUCAUCACAAUGAUUUAAAUUUGGACUUGUAUAUGCGAGUUGCACCAGAACUCUACUUAAAGAUGCUUGUUGUUGGCGGAUUGGAUCGGGUUUACGAAAUUGGGCGACAGUUUAGAAAUGAAGGUAUAGAUUUAACUCACAAUCCUGAAUUUACAACUUGUGAGUUUUACAUGGCAUAUGCAGAUUACAAUGAUGUUAUGGAUAUAACAGAAAAAUUAAUAUCAGGAAUGGUUAAGGAGUUAACAGGUUCUUACAAGAUUAAAUACCAUCCUGAUGGUCCGGAAGGCGAAGAAUUUGAGAUUGAUUUUACACCUCCUUUUAAAAGAAUAAGUAUGCUUACUGGUUUGCAGGAAGCAAUGGGCGAAGAAUUACCUAAACCAUCUGAUUUUCAUCUGCCAGAAUCAAAUAAGAGAUUAUCUGAUUUGUGCAAUAAAUAUGAAAUAGAGUGUCCUGCACCAAGGACCACUGCGAGAUUGCUCGAUAAACUUGUAGGACAUUUUCUUGAAGAAAAUUGCAUCAAUCCUACUUUUCUCUGUGAUCAUCCAGAAAUAAUGAGCCCACUUUCGAAGUAUCAUCGUAGUGUUCCUGGACUUACUGAAAGAUUUGAAAUGUUUGUCAUGAAAACAGAGGUAGUCAAUGCUUACACCGAAUUGAAUGAUCCCAUCGUCCAACGGCAAAGGUUUGAACGCCAGGCUCAAGAUAAGGCUGCUGGUGAUGAUGAAGCUCAACUUGUCGACGAAAACUUCUGCACGGCUUUAGAAUAUGGACUACCUCCUACUGGUGGCUGGGGAAUGGGAAUUGACAGAUUCAUCAUGCUUCUCACCGAUACUAAUAAUAUCAAAGAGGUUCUGUGUUUCCCAGCAAUGAAACCUGAAUCAAAUAUCAAACCAAAUGAACAAGAACCAUCAUCUCCAGAAAAGAAAGCAACUCCAAAGAAAUAAUAUUUUGCUUGUAAUCACAUCUGAUUAACCUAACAUUUGUCUAAAUUAUAGAAUUUUUAAAUUAUUUAUCAGGAAUAUUGAAUAAAUAUUCUAAAAGUU